This is a messenger RNA of Cladocopium goreaui, 1452 nucleotides long. Lineage: Eukaryota; Dinophyceae; Suessiales; Symbiodiniaceae. The record is from the annotation of a GenBank genome assembly.
AUGGCUGAGCCGGCGCCAGUGGAGAACGAGGAGGAGGAAUCGGAUGAAGGUGUGCAGGAGCACUUGAAGGAUGCGGUGGCAGGAACGCUGAAGUUGAAGCGCCUGCUGAGCGAAGGCGAGGACUUUUUGAAAAAGGUGGGGAGUUCCAUCAAGCGCCGCAGAACGGUGGAGCGCUGUGGUCCGGCCGAGCAGGCCAAAGUCACACAUCUCCUCACCAAAUGGGGGGCCUUGGAUGAUGUGCUCCUGCGGCAUGUUUUGGAGGGAUUGACGAUCGAGGAGCUUGAGACCCUCAACGCUUCGGGUUACCUGCCUGACAAGUUCAAUGCCUGGAAAUCUUGCGCGGACCUUACUGCCAUGCACAUUGCGGGCAUGCGCGAGCGAAAUACCGCUGGAGGUGGAGCUUUAGAUGCGAUCGCGGCCUUCAGGUUCAACUGGAAGCUGGAUGGCACCACCGAUCCCAUCCUCCGAAAGCUCUGUCAUAAGGAUUUGCGCUAUGUCCUGACACACUAUGAUGGCGUCAAGGAGUUGGCCUCCUUGAUCCAAGAAGCAGUCGAUUCCGAGCCAGAUGCGACAGCCACGGGGGUGGCGUCGACCGCCCCCGGCUGCACAGCGCUGGGCCGCUUCAACCGUUUGGAGCUGAUCGACGCAGAAGCGGACGCUGCAGUCUUUGGAGAUGCCAAUUUGAGCUUUGCUCUGAACCUCGUGCGGCACCGGAAGGCCUUGGGGCACGUCGGCCGAGUCAUAGCCACCACUUUCGAAUCACUCGAAGUCCUUCGGGAAAGAUAUUCGGAGAUAGAUGAGACCAUCGCGGAGCUGGAAAAGCAUUUUUCUGAGGUCUACCAUGAAGUGGACUGCACCAGAAUAGCUGUUCACGCUCAGUUCAAAAACCUGGAGCGUUCUUUGGGAGCUGUUUACUACAACUUCCCUCAUGCAGGAGCUGUGGGCGGAUUCUUUGAUGGCCACCCGCUGGUCAACUGGCGUCAUGAAAACUUGAUGCGACUUUUUUUCAGAGCCUUGCGUGCUUAUGUCCAACCUGGCGGCAUUGUCAAGGUGGCCUCAAAUCAGGGAGCAGUGGGAGUUCGAUAUUCCUACAUCAUUUGCUCCGCCGUGGAGAAUGAAUUUCGUCACAUCGAAACGGUUCCGUUCUUGCAGUGGAGUCUGCAUCGCUACGGUCGCUCAUAUGGCGACCGGCGGGACACAUACCGAAGACCCGACGAAGGGGAGGGCUACAACGUCCAGCGAGCUGAAAAAGAUAUGGUGUAUGUGUUCACAUAUGAGCCGUCUGGGCAACCACUACCUCCACAAGACAUCCGGCUCCCUCCAACCUUCCGGACCAUUGAGGCUUGCCCUGAUGGGCCCUUUGAUGGAAUGACUGGGGAGUCCCGAAAGAACUUGGCCAAACAGCUCUACAGACGCUUCAUGUUGGAGUGCUCGGGCACUCACGUGGGUUAA